AUGGCGGACAGCGAUGAAGAUACGUUCGCAAGUUUUGGAACUCCUUUCGAAAUUCUGGAAGAAGAUGCCCCGCGUAAAAAGGCUGUUCCAAUACAUGAACAAAUUGUUACCGAUACUGAAGGAAGACGGAGAUUUCAUGGCGCCUUUACUGGCGGAUUUUCAGCUGGUUAUUUUAACACAGUUGGCACGAAAGAAGGAUGGCAACCUUCAACUUUCGUGUCUUCACGAUCGAAAAAAAUGGAACAAAGAGCGCAGAGACCUGAAGAUUUUAUGGAUGAAGAAGACAUUGGAGAGUUUGGAAUCGCUCCCAAACGAAUCACUACAAAGGAAAAGUUCUUGGUAUUAGACCGAGAGCCUCAAAGCCGUAAACGGGUAGUAGAAGCGGAUGACGCGCUAAGAGUUAUUCCUGGAGAACCUGUGUUACAGGAUCUUGUCCUUCCAGUGAAGAUGUCUGUCGGUGUUGAACUGUUAAAGAAGAUGGGUUGGAAAGAGGGGCAAGGAAUUGGACCUCGUGAGAGAAGAUCAAAGAAAAAGGUAAUUAUAAUGUUGAGAUUAUGUUUUUUACUUUUCGCUCUUCAUGUUUUAUUCUUGCAUUUGUAAGUUCAAUAAAUUGAAUUACAGUGGCAGGAUUAGCUCAGUCAGAAGAGCACUUGACUACAGAGCGGAAGGUUGAGGGUUCGAUUCCCGGGGAUGGACAAGUACUCAGAAAUAACUGAGAAAAAAAAUAGCCGUCUGUCCAGUCGCCAGUAGGAAAUGUAAAAGUAGUGCCAUCAAUUAGUACUUUUGUGCUUAAUACAUUAACACUCAAAUAAAUUGCAUCAUUAUUAUUCUUUUUUUUGGUGAACCAAAGUAAUUAAUGCAGUCUUGAGCUCACUCAAACUAUCAUCCAAUAAAAACUAGAGAGGCACUGAUUGCCUCAAAAAGCUGAUGAGCCAUAAAUUUUUAAUUCAGAUAGCAGAAGAACCAUUCCUAAUUAAAAUCAUUAAAAUCCCAUACUCUGGUUAUUCUCAUGUUAUUACUACCCACAAGAAGCAUGACAAUAGCUUUCUCUUCAGGUUUAUGGUUGUUCCCUUCCACCUGGGCUUCCAUCCCAAGCAAUGGACCCUAAUCAGGAAGAAGAAGAAGAAGAUAUUUUUGCCGUUGGUCUUCUCUUUGCUCCAAAAGAUAUUGAUGCCUUUACCUUUACUCCAAAAGACAACAAGCAUGGAUUGGGAUAUAAAGGUUUGGAUCCAUCAACUGCAUUGAUCAGUCGAGAUGACUGGCUUGGAAUUGAUCCUGUAUCAAGCAGAGUAGGAAAGAAGGGCAUCACUGGGGAGGUACGAUUAAACUAAUUGAGCCCCAAUAUCCACAUACAAAUUCUCCAAACUGAUCUCCGUACAUUUUCUUUAAGAAUAAUUUAGUUUAGAGAAUUUGAUAAAAGAUCAUGGCAUUUUCUCUUUGGUGAUCAUUUUAUUAAUUCUCAUAACUUUAUCUCUUGACAAUGUAUGGAUAUUGUUGGGAGAAAUAAUUAUUGUUGGUUACUAUCGGCACCUAAAGGGUUAAGCCCAACUUCAUAAUAGCUGUGGUCACACUACAGACUUUUACCUAGGUAAAACCGAUUUACCUAGGGCAAAUUCAUCAAAAAUCUCCCGAGGUAAAUUCAUCGCGGGUUUCGUUUUACCCAGGUAAAAAUUUUGGGAAGGUCACACUACUGAUAUCGGCUCCCAAAGUUUUCACGCCAGUUGGAUUCUUUGGAGGGUAAAUUGAAGAAAGCAAAAUGUGCAGGGAUCUAGCUGAUCAAAGAGACGUUUUUUCUUUUAUCUCGCUGUUAUUUCUUACGCUAAUUCAACGUGCAAGAUGAAGAAAGGCGAAGACGUAGACGACUCGUGUCCCCAAAAUUUCUUUACAGCGUGAUCUAUGUCCGGUUCUGUCAUCAAGACCUUCGCCGAUGAGCGUCUAUUGGCUAGCAACCUCGGUAUUUCACUUUUCCCUAGCUAUUGCUUUGGGGUAACUGUCAAGGUAAACUCUAUUGUUUUCGAGACAUAUCCAAGACCCAGACGAUAAAAUUUCCCCAAGGUAAGUUACUUAGGGAAAAAUCGGUCACACUUAAAAAAUCAAGUUUCCCUAGGUAAACUGUCAACAAGUCGUGUUUACCUAGGUAAAAAGUCUGUAGUGUGACCACAGCUAAUAAUAGACUUCGUGUCCUACAAUUCAGGGAGUAAUUCAGCAAGUAAUUUUAAAUUGGCCAGUUUGAAUACCCCUGAAUUGUACAUGAGCUCUAUUCGAAAUCACAGGUAUGAUUAAGACCAAAAGUGCACAACACAAUGCUCAAUAAUUACUGCUUUUUGUCAUCCUGUAACAUGUCUUUUUUCUUGACAGUCAUAUUAGCUCAAUCACUAGAUUUCCUUAGCUGAUGUAAUUUGGUUUCAAAAAUUGAAAACUUUUGUUAUGAAGUUAUGAGGAUGUGGGUCAGCUUACAAGGAACAUGUGGAUUUCUUCACGUAUUCUAUUUGUUGGUCGAUUAUGAUGUGUAUCAUUGACUUUGUGUGACAAUAUACAUUAAAACCAAUAUGAGAUAGGACAGCAUUAAGAUAUGACAUUAUUGCAGUUGUGUUUGUUUCGUUCAAAAUUAAGUGUCAGAAGGUUGUAUGACUUUGAUUUAAAUGAAGCUAUUGAUGUUUAUGAUUAUUUUUCUCACAUAAAUGUUCUAUUGCCAUUGUAAAAGUUUUGAAUACCUUAAUUAACCAAAGUUUCAGUUUGUGAUAGUGCAAAAAUUAGGUGACUUGUGUUCCAAAAUUUACGAAAAUCACUACAUUUAAGUGCCCGCUAAAUAUUGCUAAAUUAAUGUGUCGCCAAAAUUUCAUGUACUGUGUAAUGAGGUACAGCUUGAAUCAUGCUUUGGGAGACAAGGCCACAUAUACAAACUACAUGUAGUUUGCUGUAAUAUUAUUGUACUGUGCAUGUAGAGUCAUAAUGUGAUACAUAAUAUUAGUAUUCUGAGUAUGCAAAAGGAAAGGUUUCCAAUGUUAUUGCUUGUUUAUGCAUGUAGGCCUUUGGUGUUGGUGCAUUUGAAGAGGAUGAUGAUGACAUAUAUGCAGUAGAUUACAUGUCAAACUAUGACGCAGAGCUGACAGCUGAUCGUAGUUCGGGUUUGCAUGGUUGGACUGGUCCCCCUAAAGAAAGUGCCAGAGGUUAGUUCUUUUAAUUUCUCUUUGCUAAAACCCAUCCCCAGUAGAUGAACAUGGAGAAAUAGACUGUGAAUGCGGCUGUCUCGCCUCGCUUCUCCACACCAGGAAUGUUUUUCAGGAGAGACGUCUGCACUGGAAUGGCAGAAAUGCCAUGUUAAUGACAUAAAUUUUUUAAUAAUUACAUAAUUGAUCUGGAAGGCUGGGAUUUUAAAUGUACAUUUGGUUCACCUAGCUGUUGGGGGUGCCAUACCUAAGGAGUAUCAGAUGGUUUUGUUUUUUAGACUGAUGAAGUUUGCUGCCUCUACAUCAUGAUCUGCUCAGUCGAUAUGAAUGCUAUAACAAAGGGAAAAAGGGACAUACCGGUACAUUGAAGUGCUUAGGAGGAAGUUGCCUGCCAAAUUACACAGGAUACCAAGUAGCCUGCGAGCAAGCUCUCCAGGGCACUCUGUUGGCGGGGUAGGAAAAGGAAGGAGAGCUUGCAAUAAUGUCUCUGGAAUUUGAAUAUCUGCUUCGAAAAAGUUGAUGUGAAAUGCUGAUUGGUGGAGAUGACACUAGUAUUGACGUCAUUACCUUUUUUAAGUGUUUACAUUCACACUUGUUUCUGCUUCGCACUGAUUGGCGGAAUUCUGACAGCUCACUCGACGGGGAGCCAGAGAGGAAUUGGAGGUGGAAUUAAAAUUUCAGAGACGUAAUUGCAAGCUCUCCUUCCUUUUCCCUCCGUGCCUCCAGAGUGCCCCAGAGAGCUUGCUCGAGGCUAGACACCAAGUGUAGCUGAUGUUUAAGCGCACUUGCACCCAACAUAACCUUGUUUGGUUGUCAGCUCCUUGUACUCUCUCAUUCUCCCUACCUUUGAGAACAUUUUGUGAGAGAGAUGUUUUCAUUCAUUUUAGCUUCAGCAAUUCCAUACUGGUGACAUAAAUCAAUGUUUUCGCAGCUACUCUGGUAGUUGUGGGCUUCCAUAGGCAUUAUUCUUUUUAGCACUUUCUUUUUCUCCCCGUUAAUUAUCAAGCGGACAGAUAGUAUGUCAGUCUAUCAAAAGGCUGGAUUUGGGAUAGUAGUAGAGUUUUACUAGAUGAAUGCUCUAAAAAUAAAGUGGUUUUCUUUGUAAAGUUUACUCUUAAAUGCUUAUUUAUUUGCCUUUAGGUGGUGCACUGUCAAUUUUCACAGCCACAUCCAAAGCUAUGGAUGCCAUGAAAUCCUUUCCUCCACCUGUGGUCCCACGAGACUUCAACUGCACUCACACAUUUUCCAGUGCUACAACGGUGACAGCCCCAAAAUUAGAAGAAAAUAAUCAAAUAAGAAAGUCUUUGACUGCUUCAGACAGAGGGGAAAUGCUUGGUGAAGAACCAAUCCCCACCCCUAAGAAAUCCGUUUUUGAGUUUAUGUCUAAAGAGGACAAAGAACGUAUUUUGUUGUCUUCGAAGGAGGUGGUACCCACUACUUCCAGUUUGCCACCUACGGCUGUGAGCUCUGUGUCAAGUACCUCAGUCAAUUUGUCCUCGAGAAUCUGGUCUGGACAUAGUAGUUUUAAGCCAUUUGCAAAAGAUGCAGCUAAACAAGCAAGGUACGAGGAGUUUUUGAAGACGCAGAGAGGAGAACAGGUCUCCCAAAAGCUUAUUGACAGGUGAGUCAAAUGUAUUUUGUGCUUUGGCUUAUAGCUAAGAACGUGCCCUAGACAGUUGGUGGCAGGGCUUACUUAGUAAGCAGAGGUGCUGCCCUGAUCAGACUGCUAGAGACGCACAAAAACAGAUGGAGCAAUAUUUCAUGUAGCCGGCGCGAAAAAACGCGCGCGAACUUAUUUCGCUCUUGCCUAGUCCCUGUACAGCGUUUUCCCUCACAUUUUCGCUUGGACCACGUGACCCGAAACGCUUUGGCCGCGCGGAAUAAUGAGCCUAGGGACUAGGCAAACUUCGGUUAGGAUUGUUUGUUUGUUUUUGUUGUUAUUUUAGUGUUUGGCUGUUGAUAUUAGAGAUAGCUCUCCCAGUGAGGCAAUCACAACCACAUUCGGCANCUAAACAAGCAAGGUACGAGGAGUUUUUGAAGACGCAGAGAGGAGAACAGGUCUCCCAAAAGCUUAUUGACAGGUGAGUCAAAUGUAUUUUGUGCUUUGGCUUAUAGCUAAGAACGUGCCCUAGACAGUUGGUGGCAGGGCUUACUUAGUAAGCAGAGGUGCUGCCCUGAUCAGACUGCUAGAGACGCACAAAAACAGAUGGAGCAAUAUUUCAUGUAGCCGGCGCGAAAAAACGCGCGCGAACUUAUUUCGCUCUUGCCUAGUCCCUGUACAGCGUUUUCCCUCACAUUUUCGCUUGGACCACGUGACCCGAAACGCUUUGGCCGCGCGGAAUAAUGAGCCUAGGGACUAGGCAAACUUCGGUUAGGAUUGUUUGUUUGUUUUUGUUGUUAUUUUAGUGUUUGGCUGUUGAUAUUAGAGAUAGCUCUCCCAGUGAGGCAAUCACAACCACAUUCGGCAGGUCCGGUGCCAAACGCGUUUGUCCCCGUUUGGUAGAAAACUUAGAAGAAAGUACUUUAGACAUUCUUAAAAUUACUGUUAUUAUUUUUAUUUUACUGCAGUGGGCUGACAGAGUGGGAGCGAGAGAGAGAACAAGAAGAAUUUUCGCGCUCUGCUGCGUUGUACCGACCCCUUAACACAACAAUGGCGGCGAGAUUUACAACUGCACAGUAUCAAGACGACCACAGAACUGUUUACGAGGACGUUCCUGCGCAGGAAUCUUCAGACUCAACAGAUCAAAUUAAGGCCGCCAGCAUGAAAAUGUUUGGAAAAUUAACUCGCGAUAAUUUUGAGUGGCAUCCACACAAAAUCUUAUGUAAGCGUUUUAACAUUCCGAACCCUUAUCCCGGUUCCGAUGUUGUUGGUGUUCUUAAAGUACGAAGGUCUAAGUUCACUCUUGGAGAGUUUAUAACGCCAGUUAAGCCUCAUUCUAUAACUAACGACCCGUCCACGAGAUCUGGCGAAGAUAGCCAAUCCGACAAACUCGGUAAAAGGUCUGAAACUGCCGUGAUAAGUAACACGUUACCGAAGACUUCAGAAUCAGUGUCGGUGACAUCUGAGUUAGUAGCAAGAACUUCUGCUGAAUCUUCGUCAACAACCAAGUCUGUCUCACCAGAAACUAAUGUAGGAGUAACUGAUGUACUGGAAAGUACAGGAGAAGAGAAAACCGCUGAAGAACCACAAAAUAACGAGGACAUAUCUGCUCCCAAGCGACCACCAAUGGAUUUGUUUAAAGCGAUAUUCGCUGAUUCGUCAUCGGACGAAUCCGAAGCGAGUGAGGAAGACGAAGAUGACGAUACUGAACGUUUAUCGAUCCAGGCUUCGGGUGAUCAAACAGGCAAUAAAGAGGCUGUGAAUAACAAUAGUGAAGUAAACAAGGAGUCAGAUUCUCAUAUUACUCAACAGAAAAUGUUAGAUGAAGGCUUGUCUAAAGUGAAACAUAACAAAGAAGAACUCAAGCCUACUGAAGCCGAGCCUGUAAACGUGAAACCUCUUGAAGCGGAGAUACGGGAAACAUCUCCUGAUAUAUUUGGUCCAGCUCCUCCUCCCAUCGUUCAGAACAUCGAGUUUUCAAGUCCUCGCUCUAGAGUAAAACACAACAGAGACGGAGCUUAUAGCAAUGGAGACUUGGAAAGUGCAAGGCGUACUAAGAAAGACAAACGUAAGGACGCAAGAAAGCGUUACUCUGAAUCAUCGGACAGUGAGGAAGAGUACAAGUCAAAACGCAAACAUAAACAUAAGGAGAAGAAGAGACACAAGCAUAAGCAUAAAAGCAAGAACAGACAUCACGGCGAAGAGAGGGAAAAACACAAACUAAGUGACAAAAAAGAUACCCAAACAAAUGAUUCCAGACAGGCUGAAAAAAUUUCUUUGUCAGAUGAUAAGCAGAUUCUAAAUAAGUUGAAGAAUUUACAGAGUUUAAAAGCAGGGAAGAGGAUGCGCGCGAUGGAUUUCAUGUGA
Porites evermanni is the source of this 7137-nucleotide messenger RNA. Lineage: Eukaryota; Metazoa; Cnidaria; Anthozoa; Scleractinia; Poritidae. The record is from the annotation of a GenBank genome assembly.